AUGGAAAAAACGGCGAUGUGGAUAAAAAUUGAAAUUGGCAAAGAACUUAAUAAAUGUGAUAAUGAGUUAAUGAGAAAAGAAUUAAAAGAAAGCUACAGAAAAAGCAAAAGUAGUGAAACAAAAAUACUAGAUGAUGAAAUCAAAUUUGGAAUACUUCUUCCGAUUACAUCUCGUGGGCUAGAAAGCCCUGAAGAUUAUCUUUAUAACCUGAACAAUUUCGCAAAAAGUGUUUAUGAAACAACGCAGAUGGAUAUUAUGGGUAUGAACGGUAUUAAAUUUUCACUAAAGUUUUUUAUAGGAAUUGAUAAAGAUAAAACUUUAUUCCAUCCUAAAGAGAAUAAUGUUGCAGAACAAAUACUUAAGGAACACGGAUUUAUGAAUGUAGAAACACGCGAGUUUGAUCUGCAUCCUGGAUCUAUAUGUAGAAUCUGGAACGAUUUAGCAAUAGAUGCAUAUAAUCAGAUGUGUGAUUAUAUAGUUCUUUUUAGUGAUGACAUUUUAAUUGAAAGCACAAAUUGGAUGUUAAAAACUCACCAAGAAUUUAUGACAAUUUCAAAUGAGAAAAAAGUUCCACGCGGUUUUGGAACUGUUGCAUUUACUGAAUUAACGUUUCCAGGAUUUUCAACAUUUCCUAUAAUAUCACGGAUUCAUAUUGAUAUAUUUGAAAGUAAACCAUUUCCCCAAAUCUUUACAAACCAGGAUGUGGGCUCAUAUAUUUUUCAAUUAUAUCGCCGGUUUGGCUGCUCAGUUAUAUCAAAAAAACUCAAACUCAUGAAUCUUAAAGGAGGCAGUAAAAAACCACAUUAUAAAAGAACGUCUCACGACUGGAGUUUUUCCAUUUUGGAUGAUGCUGUAUUAUCUGUUGAAAAGUGGAUGCAUAAUACAAUCAAAAACCCUAUUCCGAAACUCAUCACGCUAGAUGUAGUUGUGCCAACAUAUAGGGUUCAAAUGGAAUAUUUAAAGCCUAUACUCCAGCUUAAAGGAUCUAAAACUGCGUCCACCUCGAUAGUAAUAAUUGUAGAUAACCCAAACUCAAAUAUUAGUGAUCUAAAAAAAUUUGAAAAUAAUGCAUUCGUUCGCAUUCAUGUACAUGAAAAAAAUCUUGGAGCUAGCGAAGCUAGAAACAGUGGAUUAUUAGAAUCAUGCGCAGAUUACGUUUUAUUUCUUGACGAUGACGUAAUUCCUGAGUCGGAUAUUUUAAUAGAAGCAGAGAAAGUAAUCCGAAAGUAUCCAAAAGCUUGUGGAUUCGUCGGAUGUACUAAAUUCCCUGAUCCAAAAUCUAUUUUUACAAAUGCUGUAAAAAUGUCAGGAAUUACCUCUUUUUUUGACAUUGCUGAGAAAAUAGAGGAAAACAUUCCAUGGGGUGUAACUGCAAACUUAUUAGUUCGUCGUUACAAAGAUGAUAUAACAUUUAAUUCUAUAUUCCCGAAAACAGGAGGUGGUGAGGACAUUGAUUAUUGUCUGCAAAAAAGUAAAUUUUUUACACAAAAUAUUCAAAAUGGAGAGGGUUUUAGAGGUGCACCUUCAAUAAAAGCGGUGCACCCCUGGUGGAAUGAUGGGAAAAGAUCAUAUUCUAAGUUUGCUAAAUGGGCAUAUGGUGAUGGACAAUUAAUUAAAAUGUAUCCAGAAUACAGAUAUAAAGACAGUUUCCCAAAUAGAGCAGAACUUUUAUUAUUACUUUCAUCGUUUCUUUUAAUUUUCCUUUUGAUGAAAAUAUUGAUGAACAAUCCAAUAUUAAAUGAUCUGACGCUCAUAACAGCUAUAGCAAUUCCCUUAGUAAUUUUUGCAAGUAUGAUCUUUGAUAUUAUUGUCUUCGUUAUAAUAGAACCUGAAUCUUAUGUUCCGGAAUUAAAAGGAUAUCGUCGCAUAAUUGCGGCGUCGGAAGCAGCAUUUAUACAAAUCGUUAGUGAAUCAGGGAGGCUCUGUGGAAAAUUAUGUAGAAAAGAGUGGUGUUAUAUUGGAUGGAGGUUCGAUUGGUUUGCUAAUAGACUUGAUGAUAUUAAAAUCGCAAAAAGAUCAUCGAUGAUGAGAUUUAAUAUAUGGGCAAUCUUGGUUCUCAUUGCGCUUCCUUAUAUAAGGUUUAAUACUCAUAAAUCAGAAGAUUGUUAA
Molecule: messenger RNA, 2109 nt
Organism: Racocetra persica
Lineage: Eukaryota; Fungi; Glomeromycota; Glomeromycetes; Diversisporales; Gigasporaceae
Source: the annotation of a GenBank genome assembly